AAAUGUAUUCAAACAAAAAUAAAAAGCAAUUGUCUAAACAUGUUUUUUUGUUUUGUAUCCACUUAACGAAUUAUUUAACAAUUACAGGUCAUAAAAACACCAGGAUGAUAACCUGUUCAGGAUGACAGCGAGGGGCGUUGUCAAAGUGCUGGACAUUGGCACGCUGAACACAGACAACUUCCUGGAGGCGGUGAAGGCGGUGCUUUAUGAGCCGUCCUACAGGGAGAAGGUGCAGGAGCUCUCCAGGCUGCACAGAGACCAGCCCAUGAAGCCUCUGGACCGAGCCAUGUUCUGGAUCCAGUUUGUCAUGAGACACAAGGGAGCUGCUCACUUAAAGACCCACUCCUACAAGAUGUCCUGGAUUCAGUAGCACUCCACUGAUGUGAUCGCACUGUUGCUAGUGUCGGUCAUGAUGAUGUCACUGAUUUGUAUUUUAACAGUGAAAUGUUUGUGUUGUAAAGUGUUUAAUGGGAGGAAAGAAAAACUGGACUAAUACAGAGACUCAUGUUGCCCUGUUUGUACUUCUGUUCUGUGUUUUAUUGAGCAGUUGAGCUUUUUGUAACACCAGCAGAAAAGUAAAGAGGGAAAAAGAAAGUUGUAUAAAAUGAAACAUGUUUAAUUUCAGUGUAAAUCUGUAUCUUGUAUCAGAGUUUUAAUGAUGAAUGUACAGCAGCACAAAAUAAAUGUCGCCUCUUUGGAGCUGAAAA
Messenger RNA from Epinephelus moara (kelp grouper), 707 nucleotides. RefSeq names its product UDP-glucuronosyltransferase 2B15-like. Gene Ontology annotation, molecular function: UDP-glycosyltransferase activity. The record is from RefSeq and is a predicted model, not a curated record. NCBI's taxonomy places the organism in Eukaryota, Metazoa, Chordata, Actinopteri, Perciformes, Serranidae. The transcript has a single exon. Bases 122 to 370 code for a protein of 82 amino acids.